ACACCUAGUGUGGGAGGGAGGGGGAAGCUCUCGCUGCUGCAAAGGCUCCCACAACACCAGAGGACAAAACAACUUAAUUCCUAGAGGGAGGAGGCAGGGCUGGCAGCUCUCAGCACCCAAGGGUUCCAGCAGCCUCGUGACCCUUUCCAGGCCAGAUCCUUGAACCCUUUCCUGAAGCAUCACAGUAGAGAUUCCACUUCCAGAUGGCUCAGCAACGUGCCUGAUAAGGGCUGCCAAGAUAAAGAUUUAUUUUGAGGUAGCAGAAUGCAACUUCCCCACCUGAGUUGCUGUUAAUCCUUGACACAUCUUGCACAAAAAGCUGUUUGCUUACUCUGACCGCACAGACCUGCUAUGUGUGUGGGCAGGGAAGGCUGUGUUGGAGUACCAGGGAGAUCUCCUGCCUACUUGGCCAGCUCGAGCCUGCCAGCAGAUCUGCUCACUGGCUGCAAACUGCUCUCUGUGGCUUAAAUGGACAUCAAAGCACUUCUCUCUGCUGGAACGGACGUCCCCGACUGGUCUGAUCCUUGGUGAACUAACUUCAAUGAAAGAAAAAAGAAGAGCUGUCCUCUGCUUUCUGUGAUUUGGUUCCUUUAAUUUAUGGCUUGCUCCCACACAGAAAAGCUAAAUUUUCAUGCUGACAUUGCUGCCCUCUAAAUCUUCUGGAAGGUGGAAGGACAAGGAUCUGUCUUCGCUGAAGCCUCAGUGGGAGAGACUUGCCAGCACUGUGAAAAGGGGAAGGGAAAUACCCAACUUUGCCUUUUUUCAGCCUGUCUGGGGAAAACCAAGCUUCCCCCCCCCCCCCCCCCCCCCUGGACGGAGGUACUGGUAGGUCCAUCCUGAGCCCCGGGCGGUGACUGGCCGUGUCACCAGUGCCCCGUCCCUUUUGCCUUAGCUUCGGCCCACCUCGUGCUCCACCAGUGCACAGGGAUGGGCACUGUAAGGAAGAGGAACGUGAAGGUGUUCACGUUGGCCUUUGUGCUCAUCACCGUAACGUCGUUUCUGCUGAACUACAAGCACCAGGUGACCACAAACACCUGGGAUCCUAAACAUAUCAUCACACAGUUUUCCGAGCAAGUCCGGAAACUCAUCAAGUACCCCAGGAGGCCGUGCAGUUGUAACACCUGCAUUUCAGAGCUGGGACAUUCCCUCUGGUUCGACCAGAGGUUUAAUUCAACUAUGCAACCUUUCCUGACCUCACAAAAUGCCUUGAUCCCAGAAGACAGCUACAGGUGGUGGCUGAAACUGCAAGGAGAGAAAUCUCCAAAGAAUAUUAAUGACACUCUCAAGGAACUGUUUGGGAUCAUUCCUGCGGAUGGGGACCCGCUGCAGGAGCGAGGUACUUUAACGUGCAGACGGUGUGCUGUCGUGGGCAACUCGGGGAACCUUCGGCAGUCUCAGUAUGGCCAAGAGAUUGACUCCCAUGACUUUGUGCUCAGAAUGAACCGUGCCCCUACCAUUGGCUACGAGUCAGAUGUCGGGAGCAAGACCACUCACCACUUUGUUUACCCUGAGAGCUACAAAGAGCUGGCAGAAAACGUGAGCAUGAUCCUGAUCCCCUUCAAAACCCUGGACCUGCGCUGGAUUGUCACCGCUCUCACCACAGGCACUAUCAACUUUACAUAUGUGCCAGUUCCGCGGAAAAUCAAAGUCAAAAAAGAAAAGAUCCUGGUUUACAAUCCAUCUUUUAUCAAAUACGUCUACGAAAACUGGCUCCAGAAUCAUGGGAGAUACCCCUCCACAGGCCUUCUUUCUGUAAUAUUUGCACUCCACGUAUGUGAUGAGGUGAAUGUGUAUGGUUUUGGAGCAGACAGCAAAGGACACUGGCAUCACUACUGGGAAAACAACGCUUUAGCUGGGGCUUUCCGGCAGACAGGUGUCCAUGAUGGGGAUUUUGAGUUCAAUAUAACUUUGACUCUUGCCUCCAUUGAAAAAAUAAAAUUUUUCAAGGGCAGAUGACCCUGGCCACAGGGACACGUAGGGGCUGCAAUUUCCAACAUGCAGCAGAACAAAGCUCAGUGAAGAUGAUCUGGAUGCCAGCUGGGUUUGAAAGCGUGAAUCUGUGGUGGAUUCGGAGCGUCUCGCUGCUGCAAUGCUGACUGCAGGGAGCUCGGCCAAGGACCAGCUUCCAGGCUGCACUUGAUUUCCUAUCUACAGAUAGCUGGGAACUACAAAUCAGUUGUGGGAAUAGAUGACAUGCUGAAUCACUGCUUAGGCUCUACGACUUGGUUCCCGAAUUACUGAUGAAAGACCUGCCUGUUGCAAUUAGGAGAAACUUGGGCACAGGCACUGCUGUUUGUGUGUCCAUUCUUUCCUUGAGAAAAGCAGGAAAUCCUUGAAGAACAGUCAAAACAUCUGGGGUUUUACACCCACUAGGGUAGCUCUGAACAUCACAGUAAGGAUUACCUCAAAGAAAUGAAUUCACUUCUGCUGUUAGUCUUCUUUUUGAAUCGUCUCUUCAGUUUCCUCUGUUACUUCUGGUUUCAUGCCCUAUCAAGCAAAAAUGAGAUAAAGUUGCCUGGAGUAGUAACUAUUUCUACCAUUGCCUCAUUCUGCAUUGAUGGCAUCCAGAAAAUGUGGAUCAAAUCACCUGUGAUCAUGUAUUGUUUGUUAUUGCUUCCUACACAGCCAUAAUAAGAGAAAAAAAAAAUACUGAAAACUCCAGAAAAAAAAAAAAAAAAAAAAGGCCUUUUUAGUCACUUCUUGUCUUGUUUGGUUACAUAUAGCUUUUUAUUUUUCAAAUUACAAUAGUCAAAAUUACUCCAGAAUGCUUAUUUUUAUUUUUAAGUUUAAGGUUGGAAAGUGGACUAUUUUUUCUUUCAGUCGUUUACAUGUGCCUUUUAUAGUUGUGCAACAGAUGUGAUUUUUUUAAAGGUGACAAAUCCUAAACUAUUUUAUUUUUAUUUUUUUUAUAAGGGGGAGUGGGGGAUUAACCAAAGUGUAGCCUCCAUAUGGUAUACUUUUGUAGUCAAAACUAAGAAUAACAGCUCCUAUAUUGUAUUUGAGCAAACACAAACAAGGCUAAUUUUUGAAGGUAGUUUUUACCUUUUUUAUGGGAAAAUAUCCAAAUGUUCCAAGGAAACUUUUCCUCUUAUUUUUUUUAUGAAUUUAGAAAGUGUUAUCUCUUUACAAUGUCGCUAUUUGAAAUGGAAGAAAUAUCAUGGGUUGAAAUAUAAGAUAGUGAUGCAAUAGUGAUGAAUCUUUUGCACAGUAGCAGCAUCUAUGAAGACACAAUCUUCUCAAGCUUAUCCUACAGUGUAAGCCUUUAAGCUGUGCACAGCUCUGGAAGAAUGAGUGUUUUAUUGUCAGUACUUCAGGGCAGUGAGAGGAGGGAAGUGACAGUGGAGAUUUUACAUCCACAGAUUUUGCUGGAAUCAAUGUAUUUAAUCCUCGAGGGGAGAGAAAUUAUGAAAUGAAGAACAAAGUUCAGGUAGUGGAAAGUGGGAAACAGUGGUUUUUGCUUCCCAAUAUUGUGAAAAUAGUAUUCAUGGAUUAUUGACCAAUUUUCAGCUCUGGUGAAGCCAGAGUUCUUGCCACAGACUUCAAUGGACUUUAGAUCAGGCCUGG
Messenger RNA from Oxyura jamaicensis (ruddy duck), 3564 nucleotides. It is a transcript of the gene ST3GAL1, whose product is annotated as ST3 beta-galactoside alpha-2,3-sialyltransferase 1. The record is from RefSeq and is a predicted model, not a curated record. The transcript has 7 exons. Lineage: Eukaryota; Metazoa; Chordata; Aves; Anseriformes; Anatidae. Bases 928 to 1956 code for a protein of 342 amino acids. Gene Ontology annotation, molecular function: beta-galactoside (CMP) alpha-2,3-sialyltransferase activity.